This is a messenger RNA of Exaiptasia diaphana, 2818 nucleotides long. RefSeq lists its product as uncharacterized. The record is from RefSeq and is a predicted model, not a curated record. Lineage: Eukaryota; Metazoa; Cnidaria; Anthozoa; Actiniaria; Aiptasiidae. The transcript has 4 exons. Gene Ontology annotation, biological process: positive regulation of DNA-templated transcription. The coding region runs from base 206 to 2818 and encodes 870 amino acids. Gene Ontology annotation, cellular component: chromatin; nucleoplasm. Gene Ontology annotation, molecular function: zinc ion binding; ubiquitin-protein transferase activity.
UCCUAUUAGAGUUKUAGCUUAAUGAAACCCAAACAGCGCGAGGAAGUUAAGUUCCUCYGUAACUGUAACAAUCGCGCCAUCGGCCUAGGUAAGCUAUUAAUAACUGAGCAUGGAUAUGAGCAGAAAUUUUGACUCAAGUUAAUCUGAUUGACUAAAUAUUUUCAUUUCUUGUUGUAGACCCGACAGGAAAAAGUAGUGAUAUAAAAUGGCAGUAAAUUUAUCUCUUAGAGAUCUGGAGGACGAAGUCACGUGUUCCAUUUGUUUAGAUCAGUACCRGGACCCUCGRAUCCUUCCUUGUCUGCACACCUAYUGUAGAAAGUGCCUGUUUAAUUUACUGGAAAAAGGCUCUAUUCAAUGUCCUAUAUGUCGAGUGAUAUCACAGGUCAAAGAUGUUUCUUCAUUGCAAGUAAACAUAUGGGUCAAUAAUCGUCUAUCACUACUUGAGCUUUCAAAAGUUGAGAAGCRAAGCAGUGAAGAAGAGCAGCUGCUAUGUGGAAAUUGCAAUCUYAAYCAACAAGCCACAGGAAAAUGUUUUGAUUGUGGAACAUUUAUGUGUGAUACCUGCAUCAAAGCACAUAAACUCAUGGCAGUGCUAAAGAAUCACCAGUUAUUGACAUUGGAAGAAAUCAAAAGCAAAGGUAUUCCAUCCAUUGAGAAGAGAAUAUUGUGUGGUAAACAUAAGGACGAACAACAGAAGCUUUUCUGUGAAGCUUGUGAAACACUGAUUUGCAGAGAUUGCACUUUGAUUGACCAUAAAGGUCAUCAAUUUGGAUUCAYCCCAGAUGUUAUAAAAGGACAAAAAGGAAACCUUCAAAAGAAAAUKCAAGAUCUAUGUGAAACCAAGAAGAAGAUWGAAUCUGCUUUGAAGGCAGUCMAGGAAAUGCAAGAUCGAGUGAGGAAAAAUGAGGAAACUCUCAAGAAAGAGAUAGAUAGGACAAUMGAUGCRCAAAUWGCAGUUCUGAACCAAAUACGGAGAAAUCUUAAGCAAAAGUCAGCAAACUUGACAGCGACAAAAAUGAAGAGGCUCUCCUCRCAACAGGAUGGUCUUGAGAUGCAUUUAGCAGCUCUGACAAACACACUCAACUUUACUGAAAACAUUCUUGCCAAGGGUAGCACUAGUGACGUUUUGUCAUUGGUAAAACAAAUCAAUUCACGAUUUUCAGAAGUYUUGGAAAAAGAAAUUGAUGGAGAGGUGGAUAAGGAAGACSUGCAAUCCUUAGAAKUAAGUGAAAAAUUUAGAAGCAAUGUACAAGACUAUAUUGCAAUCCAAGACACAUCUGCUCCUGAUCUACAAAAGUGUACAGUGAGUUGGAAAGACAACAACACUAUUUGCCUACAAGUCAGGAAUCAUUUGAAUGAACCAAUCAACAUAAGAGCAAGCAGARUUCAGAUAAAUYCCCAUCGUUCAUUAACCUUAACAUGCUCCAAAAGUAUURGUAGGGUAGGUGAAUUUAUGAUAAAUGGCUCAUUUCAACGCCCAAGGUACUACAGUUACAGUUUCAGCGAAAACCAUUUCAAGGUGAACAUUGAUGGACACUUUGUUGAAAAGAUACAUCAAGUUGACGGGGGUCUCAUUUGUGGCAUUUGCCUAGAGAAGUAUCAGGACCCUCGUAUCUUUCCAUGUAAAAAUACACAUACUUACUGUGGAAAGUGCCUGAAAAAYCUUCGWGAUAAGUGCGCUCGAUCGCAAGUGAUGUGUCCUGAAUGCAGAGAGAUUGUUGAGAUCAAAGAUGUUUCUUCGUUAUUACCUAACAGAUGGGUCAAUGAUGCACUAGACCGUGAGAUGCAUCGGAAGGAUGGAGCUAAUGAUUUGGUAUGCGCCAGGCAUGGAAAUAAGCAUAAGGAGUUUUUUUGCGAGGACUGCAAACUCCCCCUUUGCAAAAAAUGCAAAAACAGUGAUCACAAAGCUCAUAAAACUGCAAAAAUUGGUGACAUCACAACAAAGUACAGAAAUGAACUCAGCAAUCAAAUGAAGAACCCCAAUGUAAGAAAGAUGGUCGAAGAUACUCGCUCAGCGUUGAAAGCUGUGCUUGAUGCGAAAUAUAAAGUUGACAAAAAUUCAAGAGAAAUCGAAAAACAAAUCAAUGAAAAGAUCAACCAGAAGAUCAAUGAUCUUGAACAAGCAAGACGGGAUUCGCUUGAUCAAGUAAAAAGCAUGGAAGGAGCAAAGAUUCAGAGACUUUGUAACCAACAAGAACAGCUUGAGUGUCAUUUGGAGAAAGUGAAAAAUGCCAUCUCGGCCUCAGACGCCAUUCUGCAAAGACCAACCCAAAGUAGCGACGUCUCGUCAAUGGCGAUUAUCGCAGAGAAAUUCCAAGAAAUGCUCCAAACGCAAAUUGAUACUGAGGUCACCACAGACGAAGAUGGUUUAAUCUUGCAAACUAACGAUGACUAUUGCAUCGAUAUUGCCGCAAACUUUAUAACGGUUUUUGAUAGGAAUGUCAUUGAUCGUGGCAAUUGCAAAGUGCGCUGGUCAGACCAACAACGUAAUGCACUUCUACUAACAGUUCAGAAUUCCUUCAAAGAGCCAAUAGACAUAAAAACAAAUCGAAUUGAAGUAGUUUGURCAUCAUAUCCGGAAGUGAAUGGCAUUAGUCCUCGUAAAGUCAACCUCCCCACAGUUGAAAAUUUUGUCAUAACGGGUGAGUUCGAAAAACCGUCCGGCGAACGUGACGAAAGAGGCAUUCACAAGCUCCAAGUACUAAUUGAUGGAGAGGAGGCAGACUGGUGUCGAAUAAAAAAACCGGGUGGUGGGAAAGGCUCUUUGACAAGCCGGCUAUCAUUUAAAAAAUUGAAAUCAAAAUUUAAACGAUCUUGA